AAACACCAUGUGAGGCCCGGUACUAUAUAACACGAGACGCAGGCCUCAGCUGCUUCGACCUGACCACCUCCUUCCAACUCCACCCACACAUCCCCAACCAUGGUGCGCACAACCGCCCUGCUCGCCGCCGCGGCUGCCCUGGCCCUCAAUGCGCAGGCCGAGAGCAUGUACCCCAAAAAGUCUAGUGUCCUCUCCAUCAACGGCCCAGACUACGACAGGGUCAUUGCAAAGUCAAACUACACCUCAAUUGUCGAGUUCUACGCGCCAUGGUGUGGCCACUGCAAGAACCUCAAGCCCGCCUACGAGACGGCUGCCAAAUCGCUCGCGGGAAUUGCCAAGGUCGCCGCCAUCAACUGCGAUGACGAGGUCAACAAGCCCUUCUGUGGCCAGAUGGGCGUGCAGGGCUUCCCCACCCUCAAGAUCGUCCGACCAGGCAAGAAACCAGGCAAGCCCAUAGUCGAGGACUACCAGGGCGCGCGCUCAGCCAAGGGCAUCGUCGACGCCGUCAAGGACAAGGUCCCCAACAGCGUGAAGCGCAUCAGCGACAAGAAUCUGGAAGAGUGGCUGCAGGAGAACAAGGACAGCGCCAAGGCCAUCCUGUUCAGCGACAAGGGUCUCGUCAGUGCGACACUCAAGGCGCUGGCCAUAGACUUCGCCGGUUUGGUCUCCGUUGCGCAGAUCAAGAAGUCGGACAAGGUGGCCGUCGAAAAGUACGCCAUCACAAAGUACCCGACCUUGAUCCUCCUGCCCGCUGGCUCCGAGGACCCCGUCACAUUCGAGGGUGAGCUGCAGAAGGAGUCCAUGGUCAAAUUCCUCUCGCAGGUCGCAGCGCCAAAUCCAGACUGCCCACCGCCCAAGGAGAAGAAGCCAAAGGCAAAGAAGGACACCAAGAAGGAAUCCAAGUCCUCGAGCAAGUUUUCCAAGGCUUCCGCUUCUCACAAGUCUGCAGAUGCAUCUUCAGCCGCUGCAUCAGCCACGGACGAGACAGUCGUGGAGCCCGUCGUCCCAACCGAGUCUCCAGCUGCCAAUCUCAAAGACGAGGAUACGCCUGAACCAGUCGCCAUUCCCAACGAAGAACUCAAGCCUACGAUUGACGUCCUCGCUGAAGCUGCAGAGCUACACGCACAUUGCCUAAACAAGAAGAGCAAGACAUGCAUCCUCGCCAUCUUGCCCAAGGACGAAUCAGCUGAUGCUGCCAAGACUGCUCUCGCAUCACUCACUUCCAUCCACAGGAAAUACGAUGUCGUCGGUGCUCUCCUCUUCCCCUUCUUCGGCGUCUCAGCAUCCAAUCCUCUGGCUGCAUCACUGAUCUCGGGGCUGAGCCUAGGAAGCGAAGACAACGUCUACUUGAUUGCGACCCAUGGUAAGCGCGCAUGGUACAAAUACCAAGGCACCACCUUCAGCGCCGCAGAGGUCGAACAGUGGGUCGAUGCCAUCCGAAUGGGAGAUGGUAAGAAAGAGAAGCCCGUAGAGUCUCUCCUGGUAAGUGGAGAGGCGCAAGAGGCCGAGGGAGAAAAGGCCGCCAAGCAAGAUCCCAUCAAGAUCGAAGUCGAGGAGAUCCUUGAAGAGGAGACACAGCACGACCACAACGAGCUCUGAGCGACGUAUCGAGAGAUGAGUGUGUAUUUAGCGAGUUGUAUUUCGAGCUAGGCAAUUACCAACGUUUGAGAGCAUCUAUUCCGUCUUUCAUAAGUUGACUCGAAUCAAGUCGUGUGCUUACCCAAGACAUGACCACGCACAUGCGGUCACAGCAGUCACAGCAGACACCCACGCGGCAGUAUAUGAAUGGUCGUCAUUAGACCAAGACCCA
Messenger RNA from Dothidotthia symphoricarpi CBS 119687, 1810 nucleotides. RefSeq names its product disulfide isomeras-like protein. The record is from RefSeq and is a predicted model, not a curated record. Gene Ontology annotation, biological process: response to endoplasmic reticulum stress. The transcript has 3 exons. Gene Ontology annotation, cellular component: endoplasmic reticulum lumen. Lineage: Eukaryota; Fungi; Ascomycota; Dothideomycetes; Pleosporales; Dothidotthiaceae. Gene Ontology annotation, molecular function: protein-disulfide reductase activity; protein disulfide isomerase activity. The coding region runs from base 100 to 1599 and encodes 499 amino acids.